AUGCUACAUAAUAUUUGCAUUUUUUGUGAAGGCAAAUGUGGGAUGUGCAAUAAGCCUGUCAGUGCGAUAUUUCUAUAUAUUUUGACUGUCUCCGUUCGGGGAGUUUUAUUAUGUUUGCUUGGUUCGUUUCAGUUUUCCCUUUUUUGAGUAACCCGCGGGAAAUAUAUCGCUAGCAGACAACACUUACAGUCUAUCCUCAUCAGGUGAGACAACGACUCCAACAUGGGUCCUAGGAGGUCGAAGAGAUGUCAAGAAAAGAACAACCUGUUACAAGAAAGUGGAGCAACAUAUUCGAGGAAACAACGCAAGAAAAUGACAAAUCAAAAAUGGAAUGACAACGAUGACAAAAGUUCUCAGCCAGUUGUUGAUGACGCUUAUGAAAAUAAAGCCAAAGCCACUGAACUGUCCACAUCAUGUCAGAGAAUCCAAAACGGUCUUACGGAAGUGGAAAUUGAUUUUUCUAUGAGGAAAACAGAUCUAUCUGUCCCAACCAAUUUUAUGUUUCCAUAUCUUCAGCGAAGUCUCAACUUCACCCAUCAUCAGUAUCAGGCUUCCGUGGGCCUGCUCUCUCAUCCACGACUCCAGCAUUCACAGGGCGUGGCAGGUCCUGUAGUCAGCAUGGUAUCUAACAUGCAGCUGUUACGCACUGGUAGUCCAUUUGACCGCCGAGUGACCGCCAUGGCAUGGCACCCCAGCAAUCCCAAUGUCCUAGCAGCUGGUUCCAAAGGUGGCGACAUUUACCUGUGGGACAUUGACAACAUCAACAACAACGACAACUUCAUCCAUGGUGUAGGACCUGGGGGAUCCAUACAGGCCCUCAAGUUCUGGCCUUGGAAUGACAGGCGUAUCAUCACUGCCUCCAUUGAUGGGAGAGUCGUAGUCCAGGACACUGACGGCAGGAAGACAGAUGUGCUGUCUGACACCUUCAACUGCUAUGACUUCUGGUACUGCUCUCUGGAUGUGAGCCAGGCACGGAAGCUUGUUGUUGCCGGGGACAAUGUGGGCAACACGCUGCUGUUGUCUCAUGAAGGGAAGAAGAUCUGGAGCCACAGACUACACAAGGGCAAGGUCACCCAUGCUGAGUUCUCCCCUCGUGAAGACUGGUUGUUAUGUACUGCUUCCAUCGAUCACACUGUCAAGCUGUGGGACGUACGCAUGAUCCGGGACAAGAAGAGUGCCCUCUGUGUUCUUCAACAUGACAAGGGAGUCAACUCUGUGUACUUCAAUCCAUCUGAUGGCUGCCGGCUCCUCACUACUGAUCAGGGAUCUGAAAUUCGGGUGUAUCAGGCUCCAGAGUGGAGCCUUGAAAGGACAAUACCACAUCCUCAUCGUUUCUUCCAGCACAUCACACCCAUCAAGGCAUCCUGGCACCCCCUCCUGGAUCUGAUCGUGGUAGGCCGCUACCCUGACAAGACAUUCCCUGGCUACAUGGACGGCGAGAGACGAACAGUCGAUGUUUUCGAUGCGUCCACAGGGGCUAGAGUUUGCCAGCUACAUGACCCAUCAGCGCCAGGGAUAGUCUCGUUGAACACAUUCAGCCCAGAUGGAGAUAAGCUGGCUUCAGGCAUGGGUGUGAACCUCUUGGUGUGGUGCAGACAGGAUGAGGUGGAGAAGAAGCAGCUGGUCCUGCUUCAGAAGUACAAGCAGGGAUCCAACUCCUCGUCAGACCCCUCACAGAGACAACCAAAAAGGAAAAAGCCAACCAACACACAGACCAAGUCCAAAUCUACAAAAGACACUGCUCAGCUGAAAACUAAGCUAAAAACAAAAACAAAGAAACUCUGAACUUUUUUGUAUGAUGGAUCUUUGUAAAUAAUCAUGUCAGGACCAGACGAUCACAUUAAAAGUCACAACUCAGAACUCAAAUAAAACUUUUCCUACACGGUU
Molecule: messenger RNA, 1887 nt
Organism: Haliotis rubra (blacklip abalone)
Lineage: Eukaryota; Metazoa; Mollusca; Gastropoda; Lepetellida; Haliotidae
Product: DNA damage-binding protein 2-like
Exons: 10
Coding region: 223-1785 (520 amino acids)
Biological process (GO): response to UV; DNA repair
Cellular component (GO): Cul4-RING E3 ubiquitin ligase complex; nucleus
Molecular function (GO): protein binding; damaged DNA binding
Source: RefSeq, a predicted model, not a curated record